GAUCCGUGCAGCUCAACGAGGACCGCCCGUUCCCUGAGCUUACGACUCCCCCGCCCACUCGCUCCUACGACUCUCUUUCAGUCCUAGUCCUCUUCUUCAUACUCGCCAUGGAUCACUCCAGAGAUCCCUGCCCCUGGGUUGCCCUCAGCGACUUCGGUGGUGCCUUCUGCAUGGGUGCAAUCGGUGGUGCUGUCUGGCACGGUGUCAAGGGUUACAGGAACAGCCCCUACGGCGAGCGUCGGAUAGGCGCCAUCACAGCUAUCAAGGCCCGCGCGCCCGUCCUCGGUGGUAACUUCGGUGUCUGGGGUGGUAUGUUCUCGACGUUCGACUGCGCGAUCAAGGGCAUCAGAAAGAAGGAGGACCCCUACAAUGCCAUUAUUGCUGGUUUCUUCACUGGUGGUGCUCUGGCUGUUCGUGGUGGUGUCAAGGCUGCGAGAAACUCCGCUAUCAUGUGCGCUGUCUUCCUCGCUGUCAUCGAGGGUGUCGGUAUCGGUUUCCAGAGAAUGAUGGCCGAUAACACGAAACUAGAGCUUCCUCCUGCCCCUCCGUCCGCCGAGAAGGCCCACGCUUAAUUUUCCCCCACUCACUU
Messenger RNA from Aspergillus heteromorphus CBS 117.55, 589 nucleotides. RefSeq names its product protein transporter TIM17. The record is from RefSeq and is a predicted model, not a curated record. Gene Ontology annotation, biological process: protein import into mitochondrial matrix. NCBI's taxonomy places the organism in Eukaryota, Fungi, Ascomycota, Eurotiomycetes, Eurotiales, Aspergillaceae. The transcript is spliced from 4 exons. The coding region runs from base 108 to 572 and encodes 154 amino acids. Gene Ontology annotation, molecular function: transmembrane protein transporter activity. Gene Ontology annotation, cellular component: TIM23 mitochondrial import inner membrane translocase complex; mitochondrial inner membrane.